UAUAAAUACAGCUGCGCUCUUCCCCUCGCCACCAUUUUGAGAUUUACGAACGGCUGAAUUUGGUCGAGUCAUUUCACGUCGCCAUUGUUUAAAAAAAAAAAAAAAAAAAUGUCCGACCAGCUUUGUAAACUCUUCGUCGGUGGACUGAAUGUGGACACCGACAGCGAAGGCCUGCGCAAGCACUUCGAGCAGUUCGGCACUCUCACCGACUGCGUCGUCGUCGUCAACAAGCAGCUGCAGCGGUCCCGCUGCUUCGGCUUUGUGACCUACUCCUCGCCGGAGGAGGCCGACGCCGCCAUGGGCGCUAGGCCGCACACCGUCGACGGCAACGUGGUCGAGGUGAAGCGCGCCGUGGCGAGGGAGGACGCCAACAAGCCCGAGGCCCUCGCCAAGGUGAAGAAGAUCUUCGUCGGAGGCCUGAAGGACGACAUCGAAGAGGAGCACCUCUCCAACCACUUCUCCCAGUAUGGCGAGAUCGAGAAGGCCGAGGUCAUCUCGGAGAAGGAGACCGGUAAGAAGCGCGGCUUCGGCUUUGUGUACUUCACGGAGCACGACGCGGCCGACAAGGCGGUCGUGGUGAAGUUCCACUCCAUCAACGGACACAAAGUGGAGGUGAAGAAGGCCCUGACCAAGCAGGAGAUGCAGGCGUCCAACAGGAGCGGCAUGGGGAUGGGGGGUCGCUCGGGUAGGGGCAUGAGGGGAAAUCAAAAUGGCUACAACAGCAGGGAGUACGGCGGAAACUACAACUACGGAAAUGGCGGCGGAUGCGGCGGCUACGGUGGCGGGUACGGUGGCGGGUACGGCGGCGGCUACGGCGGCGGCUACGGGGACCAGGGCAGUGGCUACGGCGGCGGAAACGGCUACAACGAUUUCGGUAGCGGCUACGGCCAGCACAACUCCGGCUACGGCCCCAUGAAGGGGGGGCCCUUCGGCGCGCAGCGGAGCGCGGCGCCCUACACCCGCGGAGGCAGCAGCGGCGGCGGCGGCUACCCGAGGGGAGGCUACGGUGGCGGCGGCUACUAGGCGACACCGCGGACAACCGGGAAACAGAAUUGAGACCAUCCCCAUCCCUCGCCACAAAAAAAAAAAACCGACCUCCAGCCAGGAUUCGAACGCCAAAAAACCCCCCCAAAUUCAGUCCCGGGGCGUCUGCCGUGGAACCCACCCAUGGCAGAGAUAAGGACAGAGAGACCCCCCCUCUAAUCAUAAUGAAGACCUCAAACCCCCAAACAGGUGUUCUUACUCGUAUUCCUGUAGGCUAUCCCAGCCAAAAUAGCCGUAGCAGUUUGUUUGUAGGCUACAUCAGGACCCUGUUGAUUACCUGGGGUCGAUUGUGAUAGGAGUCUGAAAUAUCUCUUUAGGAUAUCCACAUCCAGCAAACUAGGCUGCUACGGUAACCUGGGCACGAGGACAUCACCCCGAAAACGACGGGGUGCGUGUCUCCACGCUGGCGGGGGGACCGAGAGUGGUUGUGUCUUCUCCCCCACAGGAUAAUGAUGCCUGUGAUCUUCCGUUAGGAAAAGGAAACGUCUGUUACGUUGGCUGUGCUUUUUAUGACUUCAAAAUAAAUCUAUAUAUUUUUAUACGA
Molecule: messenger RNA, 1588 nt
Organism: Scophthalmus maximus (turbot)
Lineage: Eukaryota; Metazoa; Chordata; Actinopteri; Pleuronectiformes; Scophthalmidae
Product: heterogeneous nuclear ribonucleoprotein A0
Exons: 4
Coding region: 109-1023 (304 amino acids)
Molecular function (GO): RNA binding
Source: RefSeq, a predicted model, not a curated record